UCGGCGGCACUCGGCUUUUGAGAAAAAGAGCUGAACGAGAGACUCGGGAUGUAAGCAAGUGUUUUUCCUCCAGUCAGAAACAUGCUAGACUGAAAACAAUCACACUGAAUGUGUUCAGUUAGACCUACCCCCCCACGGAAAAGACAGAAGAUACUUCAAGCAUCGUAGUUUUGGAGAAUGGGCAAUCAGGGAGGAAAAGUAACUGUUGAGAAUAAAACUCCAUACAAAUGGACCGUCUGUCACGACAGUCGAGAGGGGAUAUUUCCUAACAAAUAUAUAACGCAUCAAAUUGGUCCCUAUGGAAGAUCAUGUGUGGAGCAUAUUAUUCCUCUGAACUGGUUAAUAACCUUCUACAUUCAUGUGAAGUAUGGACACUGUUCAGAGACAGAGUGCUAUACAAAACCAGACCUGUGGUACAAAUUAAAUCCAAGAGGUGACCCUCACUUCAUUAUUCGAGAGUGUGGAGAUCAAAUUUACCUCGACUGCAGCAUAAAUUACGAAGAGAAGAAAUCAACAUGCCCAAAUUACGGUAAACUUGAAGAUGAUGCCCAACAGAGAGAGGCAGAGCGAAGACGGGAGAAAGAGGAAGUGGAAAAGCGACGGCAGGCACAGCGUCAGCUGGAAAGAAGAAUUGAAGAACAGAUUAAAAGAGAAAGUGAAAUAUCUGCUAAGAGGCUUUCUCAGGCCAAUGAGAGACUGAAGCAGAAAGAAAUCCUAAGAGGCCAGGAGUUCCACCAGCAAACUUGGAAGCCACUGGAAGUCUAUACAGUAGAAAGAGACGAGGUUGCAGAAACAGAAAAGAAAUUCAGUGAACUUAUGUUCAGUUAUAAAAUCACUGAAAUCAAAGACUCAGGAGAGCCAUUAGCUGACAGAAUGAAAUGCCUCCAAAAUGAGAUAAUGGUUGACUUCUGUAAGAAACACAACCUGUCCAGCAGCUGCAUGUUUUCGUUUGAUGCUGCAGUUGAUUAUGACACUCUGCCUCUCAGUGACAGACUGUCAGUCCUGGAAGCAGUACUGCAAAUAGUUUUUGAGGAGACCGAGGAUGACUACAAACAUCAAUAUGACCGGGAUGUUUUACUCAGCAUGCUUGAACAGCUGAUUGACACUCAUCCAUCACUUGCAGGGAAACUUCUGCAGAACGUUUUUUAUACAGAUGUGCAGCUCUCCAUGCAGAGUAAAGAAAUUCUGUGUCAGAUCUUGUUCAACAACAUGUGGACACCAGGAGAAAUAACUGAUUUUAUGCGCAACAUCACUGGGAAAUCCACUGAACAAGUGUUCUCAUUACUUCACAUGGCACAGACCUACAAGCUAAAGUACUGCAAUGUAUUCAAAGCUUUGUGUACAUCUGAUCCUCUCAGAAUAUUACGAAACCAUGUUUACAAUGAGAGACACAAAGACGCUAAAACCAUUUUAAGUGAAAUGCAUGAUGAAAACAUCCCUGAGAAUGUGUUAACUAUCCUGGAGGAUGUCCUGUUAUAUCUGGAAAAGGAGCUUCCAAAAACUGCAACAGCUUAUCUCAGUGAAAAUGAAGUUGAAGAUUUGAAGAAGAUGCUUAAAUCAUUGGAUUUCAAUGAUCCAGACAGAGAUGUCCUCAAACAAGUGCUGAUUAAGAUGUCAGUUGCAGUAAAAAUGUGCUCGACUAUCAUCUUUCAGAAGGGUGAAAAGAAAACAGUUAUUGAAGGAUAUCUUCCAAGAUUAACUCAGCUUGCAUCACUGGUAAUUUUCCUUCUUUCAAAAUCAAAAACAAAUACAGGAUGUCUUCUUGAAAUCGGGACAGGUGAAGGAAAGUCCUGUAUUUUAGCCAUGCUUGCUGCAAUUCAUGCAAUUCGUGGUGUAAAUGUGGAUCUUGUAACAAGCUCGCCAGUCCUUUCCUGCCGUGAUUUAGAAGAAUGGAAGGAACUGUAUAACAUGUUUGGCAUCACAUCAUCUGUCGUUCCUCCACCUUUAAAUGAUUCCCCACCUGAAAAACAUGAAGAACUGAUCCAGGAUGCAUAUAGUAAACAAGUUGUUUACAGUACUGUAGGAACAUUUGCAGCAGAUACACUGAGACAAGAGUUUGAGAAGAAAACGACUCGAGGAGAAAGGAAUUUUGAGAUGGUCCUUGUGGAUGAAGUUGAUUAUAUGACCUUGGAUAAUGGAGUUCAGAUUACAUUUCUCUCUCAUGAGUCCAGAGGUCUACAGCAUUUGGAGCAAGUCCUUGCAAGCAUUUGGGCUGUGACUUCAGCAUGUAGACCUAUUCAAAUGGAAGAAACUGGAGAGACCAUGUGGGCAACAAGAGUCCAGAAUUUUCAUACGGCUGCAUUGCUCGCAAUGAUAGGUUCUGACACAUCUGAUACAUUUUCACCACUGGACAUUUUGCUGCCAGGCAUUGAAUUGGGUUUUUACUCAGAGGACGACUUUGAAAAUCUAAAGGCGUCUGUUAGUGCAGGUGAAGGGAAAGAGGAAAAUGCAACCUUGCAUGAUGACACAUGGAAGUCUCUCAUGGCAAAAACUGGAGUGGAACAACAAUAUGACCUGCUUAGUGUCCUUGAAAUUGGAAUGGAAAACAAGGUGGCAUUUAACUGUUAUGUAUAUCAAUCAGAAACCAGGAAAGCUGCAUUUUUUGGAGAGCAAAAACCUGAAACUGACCAAAACAUCAACAUGCUGCUACUUGACAAUGGAAAAGCUUCUGAGAUCAUGUCUGAAAAAGAUCUUGUUGAAGCCACUGUUACAGAGCUGACAUCCAAAAUUAAAUAUUCCAAGCAAUGUCACUUAAAUGAAGACACGGAGAAAAACACGCUUGUGAUCCCUCCUUUCAUGGAGGAAUACUUGCAAAAGCAACUGCCAGUGUUUGUUGAGAAUGCCCUGAAGGCCAUUCAAAUGACAAAAGGUAGAGAGUACAUGAUUGAGAAAUCACUCAGAGCUCAAGGAAUGGAUAUUAGUGAAGAAGACCAACACAUUUAUCACACAGUAAUUCCAGUGGACUUUCAGGCCAGUGGAAUGUUGGAGAAAAGCAAACGCUGGGGAGAUGGACUGCAACAGUUUUUGGAGAUGAAGCAUCAGUUAGCUUUAUCACCUUUAUCAAAUGUGACUAACUACAUGUCGAAUCGGAGUUUCUUCAAGAGAUAUCUCAGAGGGAAAGGAAUAUGUGGUCUUUCUGGAACGUUGGGAGGAGAUGCAGACAAGUGUUUCCUGACAAGGCACUACAAAACAGACUGUUAUGUCAUACCAGCUCAUCAGCGUAAAAAAGUUACUGAGCUGCCUGCAGUGCAAGUGAGGGGAGGCACUGAUGAAUGGAUUCAGAUGCUUUGUGACACAGUUUCAAAGGUCUCUGACAGGGGUCAGGUUGUGUUGGUUGUAUGUGAAGAUGUCAACACAGCAAACGCCCUUAAUGAAAAAAUAACAGCAGGCACUAAGCAUCCAGUUACCAUGUACACAAACAGUGAAAGCCACAGCAUUGAGAAUCAGGAGUUCACUGAUGGACAGAUCAUCAUUACCACCAACCUUGGAGGACGUGGGACUGAUAUUAAGGUUACAAAGCAAGUUAAUCAACAUGGUGGUCUUUUCGUGAUACUCACCUACUUUCCUAACAACCGCCGAGUGGAACAGCAGGUGUUUGGGCGCACAGGUCGAAAAGGUACACCAGGCAUGGUCCAACUAAUACUGAACCAUGAGCGUCUCAUCCAAGCUUAUCAGGGCCAUUCUAUUGAAAUCAUGCGGGAACUCAGAGAAUCGUUUGAGUGUGAACGUAUUAAAGACAUUGAGAAAGAGAAACUGGUUGAAAUUGAGAUGAAGGAAGAGCUUUUCUCCACAUUUUGUCACUUCCUUAAUGACUUUGACCAGCAUUACAGCACAGAGGAAAAGACGGAUCUCUUUGAAGUGAAAGUAAAAGAUGUUCCUCGUUACUUUGAGUCCCGUUGUACUAAGAUGGACUAUCACCCAGCUCUGAAUGCUUUGAAAGAAUCAUGGGGUUUAUGGCUGAUUCUUCACACAGAUCAGAUCAACACACAGAAUGACAUCAAGAAACUGAAAGAAGACCUCAUCCAGCAUUUGCAGAACACGAGUCACAAACUUUUACAAGGUAACAGUGAAAAUUUCUACGAUCACAUCCAGCAGGCUUUGGGACGAACUGCCUUGCACUUUCAGAAAAAAACCAAAUGUGACUAUGAAGCAAAGUUCUAUUGGGAAAAAGCAUCUGACUCAGACAACUACUACCGAGCUGUUGCACUGUAUAACCAAGCUUACAUUACUAUUAACAUGGCUAAGAAGAACUACAAAAACGAGGCACGUGCCUUACUCGAGGAGGCAGAGAAAGCUAUUGAUGUUUAUGUGUUAGAAACAGCAAAUACACUGAGUUUAGUUUCCAUGUCUGUUACUGGUUAUUUUGAACCACACCACAGUGGCAGCUGUAACCUCCAAAUACAAAUGCAGGCUAGGAUGAAUAUUUUUGAGUCUUGGAAGAGAAAUAUUACAAAAAUACUCGAAGUCCUUGCACAAGAUGAAGGAGAUGUUACAACUGUGGACUCCGCACUCUACAGCUUAUCAUCUUGUGAGGAUUUUGUCUCUAGUAAUGAAUUCAGCCUCUUCCAUAAUUAUGGUCUUGCAGUUGUGUUUGAGGUGAAAAACAAGCCCCGGUUCUCAUUUGAUGCUCUGAUCUGUUGCUGUUUUGGCGUGGCCCAGGUGGUAACAGGAGUUCUGAUAUGUGCCUUAUCAGUGGGUUCCCUGUCCUAUUUUGGCCUUGGCUUGAUAUCUGAAGGUGUGUCUGACAUGAUCACUGGAGUCAUAGGUAUGAUAAAUGGAACGUUUGACUGGGCAUCAUGGGCAAUAACUAAAGCCAUCAGCAUGGGUAUUUCUCUGGUUUGUGGUGGACUCAGUGGAUUCAAAAAAACAGUCACUUCUGUGACAAAUGCUGCCAAGAAUAUCCUCAACGGCACCAGAUCCCUAAGAAGUGUUGCAUGUAGUGCCCUCAAAUCAGGAAAACAACUUUUUGUGUCUGCUUGUACAUCAGUAAAAUCAGUAGUAUCAACAGUAAGUACGCAGACCUUCAGUACCCUGUGUACAUCAAAUAUGGUCAAAUUAAAUUUAAAAAAUGCAAGUAUGUAUGCUGUCCAAGAAAUAGCUAUUCAAGGAGUAAACACAGCACUGAACAAAGGCAUUGAUGCUACACUUCAAAAGAGCUUCAAACUAGCAUUCCAACAGACUUUCAAUGAUUCUGUCUAUUCAGCUCUGAAAGAGAAUAAAGACUUUGUCAGUGCAGUCACAGAGUUUAUAAGCUCAGCAAUUCCAAAGGCUAUCCUGGAAAUACAACCAGCUACCUACAAGAUUGACAAAAACUUGGAGAAUGAUAUUAAAGAUCAUGUUAAUCUGAAAACGAAUUCUACUGUGAGCAACCUACUGAAAAACUGUAACGAAGUACAUCAGACCAUUAAUGCACUCUCACAGGUCUGGGACAAAUCAGCAGAGUUUGUUGCAGAUCGACCUCACAUCUGUAUUAAGGUACUGUUUACUACAGCAAAAAUCUCUACCAGUAUUUAUGAAAUGUUUUCAGCCAUUCCUACAAAAAAGACCAUUGACAGUAAGUUUGUUCCAGCAUUUUUACAGUCUUUGGCUGAAGAACCAUUAUAUGCAUCAUGUAAAAGGGAUGGAAGAGAGAAGCUGCAGGAUGUGAAACGACUUACAGAUGAACUUAUUAUCUCCAUUUCAAAAGGUCUAUCACAAGCCAUGAUUGACCAUUUUUCAGGUUCUGGCUCAUCAAUUUUGACAACAACAUUCAUUCAAAAGCUAAACACCGCCACUGGAAAAGCAGUUGGCAAUUUGGUCGCGAGGCACAAAACUCAAAGUUUCUUUGACAACCAGCAGCAUCAUUACGAUCUAAAAUCAGCUAAAGAGCGCAAAGAUGAGUCUUUGUCUGAGAGAAAAAGAAAUGAAACGGAGUCCUAUGCCAAUAAAAUAACUGAUGAACAACAUCCAGCCACAGCUUUGGAGCUCCAUGUCCUGACAAAGAGUAACUUACUGGAAGGAAAAGGAAUUUGUGUAACUGUGGUAGAUUCUAAAGGGAAGCUUCUCUCAGAGGAGACUUACACAGGAAGUAAGCCAGCAGCUGGUACCAUCACACUCCGACUGACAAAAACACCACAGAAUCCUCCAAGUGAAAGAGGAAAAUGGGAAAAAUUUAAAAGUUGGAUUAAGGGUGAAAUGACCCCACACAGCGGUCACUUUGAAAUUGUACGCUCUGAUGGUUCAACACUAGCGGUGAAUUCAGAAAAUCAGAACUGCCUGUUUCACGCUGUCAUCCAAGCAACAACUAAUGCCCCCGACCAUGUUGUGAAAGAAAAGGCUCAAGAGCUCAGAAGUGAAGUCAGUGAGGAGAUUCGCUCAAAGCCGGGCAAAUAUGUGAACGCUGUGAAGAUCCAGAACAUGUUUAAUAAAACAAGCAGCUGCAACAAAUUUAAAAUAGAAGGUGGCACGACAGGAGAAGAUAAGAAAAAAUACAAGGAGUAUACUGAAAACAAGAGGCCACAGGAAAUUAUCAAUGAAUACAAAUUAGGAGAAGUUGGAGAAUAUGAAGGGCUUAUAAAUAUGAAGAAGCCCAGCCUACGUAUGGUUGAGGCAGACCACAUUCCACCAAAGAGCGUAUUGAGGGACCUCUGUGACUUGAUUGACAAAAAGCAUACCUCUGUCACCUCACUGAAAGAAAACAAGGAAUUCUGUGAGCAGGUCAUGAAGAUGAAGAAUGACCAGAAUGGAAAAAACCAGACCUGCAUGAACGCACUGUAUUAUGACCACAGACGUGCGCUGACCACUGGUAGGAGUACCGAGUCCAAUGCAUGCAGAGAUUUACUGAAAGAAACCUUUAAAAGUGGAAAUAUAGUGGAAGGUCUGAAGCUCUCAUUAAUGACGGCACACCCAGAAGUUUCAGACAACAUCCGAAGUGAGCUAGGUAUCAACCGUAAUUUCCAGACCUUUGAAGCUGGACUUACACAGAACCAAAGGAACCAGUACUACAAGGAUGGCUAUAUGAAGCUGGCUGAAGCAUACAGUAGCAAGAACAUAAUUGACCAAAACCAAAAGACAGAGCUGAUGGGCUGGAUAGAACAAGACCGAUUUCUUACUGAUGAGUCUUUGAAAAACAAAAUGAAAGCAGUGAUUAAAAAAAGAAGCAGAGAUCCUUAAACAGCUUGGUUGCAUGUCAACUUUGCCGGCGUUUAUCCAAGUCCAUGCUUGAUUUUAUAAGACAUUUGCAUUUAAAACUGAGAAUGUUUAUUCAGAACAAAUACAGUAUAAAAUUCAAGUACAUUUUGUACGUAGCACCCCAGGGCUCCUAGUUUGGGGAAUGAAAAUGAAACCAGAAACAAACUGCAUUUACUAGGAACAACCUCACCAUUGCCAUCGUCAAUAUACUUAACAAUUCAUGUUCCUGACUGUCCUUAUUCUGAAUCUAAUAUCAGUAAACAAUAUUUUCUAGAAAUACCAUAUUUUUAAGACUGUAUGAGCACAUUCAUAACACACUAUAAUCCCUUCAUAACACACUAUACAUAUAAAUACAAAGAGUGUUUAUACCUGUUUAUAUCGUAAGUGUGAAACAAAGUUUUAGCUUGCGCAGUGUGUUAUAACCUGGCUUGUCGUGAAGACGCACCAAUCUAUGCCAAGAUUACUUUUAACAUCUUAGAAACAUAGUUAUCUAGAACAGAAUAAAGUUAUUUCUAACGUA
Pygocentrus nattereri (red-bellied piranha) is the source of this 7690-nucleotide messenger RNA. RefSeq lists its product as uncharacterized. Gene Ontology annotation, molecular function: ATP binding; ABC-type protein transporter activity. The coding region runs from base 178 to 7152 and encodes 2324 amino acids. Gene Ontology annotation, cellular component: membrane. The transcript is spliced from 10 exons. Gene Ontology annotation, biological process: protein targeting; protein import. The record is from RefSeq and is a predicted model, not a curated record. NCBI's taxonomy places the organism in Eukaryota, Metazoa, Chordata, Actinopteri, Characiformes, Serrasalmidae.